Messenger RNA from Coregonus sp. 'balchen', 41513 nucleotides. Lineage: Eukaryota; Metazoa; Chordata; Actinopteri; Salmoniformes; Salmonidae. The record is from the annotation of a GenBank genome assembly.
GUCUCAGUAAGGGUGUGCCUAACGGAGGGAUGGCCCAGUUUCAGGAGGUGAUGAGGCAGCAGCUGGAGACCUCCAUGCACACGGAGCUGGAGAAACUACUGGACACUGCCACAGGGGGCGACAAGGAGGUACACACACUUCUCCCUCUCCCUGGGUCAAUCUGGGAGGGAUUGUGGCAGUCAGGACAGUGACACAUACUGAAGCAGAGUGUCAGAGAGAGUCCGCCCUCUCUCUCUCUCUCUCACACACACACAGCAUUUACAACCAUUACGUUUAUUUCACACAGACAAACAUGCAGUUAUGACAUACACACACAUAAGCACUUCACAUCAAUGAGGUGUAUAUACACAUUCAAAACACAUGAAAACCAUAUUCAUAUUGGUUGGCUUUGAACAGAAAUGCUGUUUGAUGAUGUGUUAUAAAUCUACUCAUCGAUAAAUCAACCAUAUUCCAUAAACUAUGAACUAUGAUAACAUUCAGCCUACGCCUCAGAUUAUAUUUGCAUGCUUUUUCAUCUAUACUAUGCAGACCUGGGUUGAAAUACUAUUUAAAAUCUUUCAAACAUCUUGAGCGUUUGCUUUAGCCUGCCUGGAGUGCCAGGUGGGCGGAGUUAGCUUUUUUGAGACUUUCUUUAUUGGUUCCAUUGCAACAGGCAAGCUCAAUCUAAUACAGAUACAGUAUUUGAAAUGAUUUCGCAUAUUAUUUGCACCCAGGUCUGAUGCUGUGGUAUAAAGAUGUUCAGACUGACUGUGUUUAUGUUAUAGUCCAAUUUUAAUUUGACGUUAAUGUACCUAGUAUUUACCAAGGAGCUAUCUGGUAACAUUAAUAAUUCAAUGCUAUUGGUAACUGGUGCCCAAUGAUACUUAGUGGUGGUGGCUUCACUGAACUCUAAAGAAACAAAACAGAAGUUACGAGGUAAAUACUAUGUAAAUACCACCAUUUUACAUUCAAUCUCUUGAGUAAAUACCAGGUUAAUAGAGGACUGUAAAACAAAUUAAGUAGUUGUUGUAGCACACAGCCUCUUUCUGUCUAUAUGUAUGAUACAACAAGUAACCCAGCCUCUCUCUGUCUAUAUGUAUGAUACAACAAGUAACCCAGCCUCUCUUUGUCUAUAUGUAUGAUACAACAAGUAACCCAGCCUCUCUCUGUCUAUAUGUAUGGUACAACAAGUAACCCAGCCUCUCUCUGUCUAUGUUUGUAUGCCACCUGGGGAGAACGGAAUAUGCUGAAGACACAUUUUUGUUGCUCAUGUAGUAAAUAUAUGUAUUUUUUUUGUAUUUUUCGUAUAUAUUUCCCUAUCACACUUUUCAUCCUUCUAUUAAAUAUACUUUCUUACAACCCGCCUCACUCAAUGUGGAACGGAUUCUAUUAUUGACGUACCCUUUAUCUAGAAUCUCCAGUUGAAACUAGCUAGCCAGCUAACUAGCUACUUGCUAUUAGCCACCAUUAGCGGUUUUCACCCAGAACAUCGUAUUUUCUGCCGGAAUAACUGAAUCACUGGACCUUAACACCGGAUCGCAACUAGCUAGCCGCAACCGAAUGGAUGUUGCUGUUGGCUAAUCACCACUGCCCCUGAAGCAAGCACCAGUUAGCCUUGAGCUAGCCUCGAGCCAGGCCCAUAUCCCGGCUAUCUACCUCUCUGUCUACCGGACAGGAGUAGCCAGCUAACUAGCUACUUGCUAUUAGCCACCGUUAGCGUUUUUUCACCAUUGUCCGUGGCCUGCACUACCUACCAGCCAGCUCUAGCCUGGACUAUUAUGGGCCAGUCUGCACAGCGCGUUAUCAACCCAGAACAUAUCGGAUUUUCUGCCGGAAUCACUGAAUCACUGGACCUUUAACACCGGAUCAUCGCAACUAGCUAGCUGCAACCAAAUGGAUGUUGUUGGCUAAUCAGCCUUGAGCUAGCCUCGAGUCAGACCCAUCUGCCGGCUAUCUACCUCUCUGUCAACAUGACGGGACCUCCUAGAGUCGACACGGAGCCCCGCCGAUCCAUCACGACUGGUCUGCUGACGUAAUCGUCUGUGGUUUCAACAGGCUUCCCGUUGCGAUGACCAUGUAGAUCCAUCUGCUAGCCCCGGCCCGCUAGCACACGCAAACAACAGCCGUGCUUCCUGCUUGCCUGUGCUGUAGCACCAAUUCAAACUGCUCUCGGACUCACAUAUUGCUGUUCACUGGACCUUUAUGAUCACUCAGCUGCACAGCUGAUGCCUGCUGGACUGUUCCUUUACACGGUACCCUGUCCUGUUUAUCUGUUUAGCCUCAGCCCAAACUUUCAUCGCCAUUACCAGUUGUUGUCUUAGCUCUCUCGAAUAACACCUGUGAUUGCUUUAUGCCUCUCUCCCAUGUCAAUAUGCCUUGCCUAUUGCUGUUCCAGUUAGUUCUUAUUAUACAAUUUCACUGUAGAGCCCCAAGUCCCUCUCAAACUGCCUCAAAUAGCUCCUUUGGUCCACCCCCCCAUACACGCGGAGACCGGCUCAAUCGGUGCCUCCAGUCAUGCUAUCUCUUUCAUUGUUCCCCAACGCUUAGGUUUACCUCCACUGUACUCAUAUCCUUACAUAUCCUUGUCUGUACAUAAUGCCCUGAAUCUAUUCUACAACGCCUGGAAAUCUGCCCCCUUUAUUCUCUGUACCCAACGCACUAGAAGACCAGUUCUUAAAGCCUUUAGCCGUAUCCUUAUUCUAGUCCUCCUCUGUUCCUCUGGUGAUGUAGAGGUUAACUCAGGCCCUGCAGCCCCCAGUAUCACUCCUACUCCCCAGGAGCUAUCAUUUGUUGACUUCUGUAACCGUAAAAGCCUUGGUUUUUUGCAUGUUAAUAUCAGAAGCCUCAUCCCUAAGUUUGAGUUAUUCACUGCGUUAGCACACUCCGCCAACCCUGAUGUUCUAGCAGUGUCUGAAUCCUGGCUUAGGAAGGCCACCAGAAAUUCAGAAAUGUCCCUCCCCAACUACAACAUUUUCCGUCUAGAUAGAACUGCCAAAGGGGGUGGAGUUGCAAUCUACUGUAGAGAGAGCCUGCAGAGCUCUAUCAUACUAUCCAGGUCUGUGCCCAAACAGUUUGAGCUUCUACUUCUAAAAAUCCACCUUUCCAGAAAUAAGUCUCUCACUGUUGCCGCUUGCUACAGACCCCCCUCAGCCCCCAGCUGUGCCCUGGACACCAUAUGUGAAUUGAUUGCCCCCCAUCUAUCCUCAGAUUUCGUACUGCUUGGUGACCUAAACUGGGAUAUGCUUAACACCCCGGCCGUCCUACAAUCCAAACUAGAUGCCCUCAAUCUCCCACAAAUUAUCAAGGAACCUACCAGGUACAACCCUAAAUCCGUAAACAUGGGCACCCUUAUAGAUAUCAUCCUGACUAAUUUACCCUCUAAAUACACCUCCGCUGUCUUCAACCAGGAUCUCAGCCAUCACUGCCUUAUUGCCUGCGACCGUAAUGGGCCCGUGGUCAAACGCUCCCUAAAACAAUUUAGCGAGCAGGCCUUCCUAAUUGACCUGGCCCAGGUAUCCUGGAUGGAUAUCGAUCUCAUUCCGUCAGUAGAGGAUGCCUGGUUGUUCUUUAAAAGUGCUUUCCUCUCAAUCUUAAAUAAGCAUGCCCCAUUCAAAAAAAAUCAGAACUAACAACAGAUAUAGCCCCUGGUUCUCCUCAGACUUGACUGCCCCUGACCAGCACAAAAACCUCCUGUGGCGAACCGCAUUAGCAUCGAAUAGCCCCCGCGAUAUGCAACUUUUCAGGGAAGUUAGGAACCAAUAUACACAAGCAGUUAGGAAAGCAAAGGCUAACUUUUUCAAACAGAAAUGUGCGUCCUGUAGCACUAACUCCAAAGAGUUUUGGGACACUGUAAAAUCCAUGGAGAAUAAGAGCACCUCCUCCCAACUGCCCACUGCACUGAGGCUAGGAAACACUGUCACCACCGAUAAAUCUACAAUAAUCGAGAAUUUCAACAAGCAUUUUGCUAUGGCUGGCCAUGCUUUCCACCUGGCUACCACUACCCCGGCCACCAGCUCUACACCCUCCGCUGCAACUUGCCCAUGCCCCCCCCCCCCCCCGCUUCUCCUUCACACAAACUCAGACAGCUGAUGUUCUGAAAGAGCUUCAAAAUCUGGACCCCUACAAAUCAUCUGGGCUAGAUAAUCUGGACCCUUUCUUUCUAAAAUUAGCCGCCGAAAUUGUCGCAACCCCUAUUACUAGCCUGUUCAACCUCUCUUUUGUAACAUCUGAGAUCCCCAGAGAUUGGAAAGCUGCCGCGGUCAUCAAAGGGGGUGACACUCUAGAUCCAAACUGUUACAGACCUAUAUCCAUCCUGCCCUGCCUUUCGAAAGUUUUUGAAAGCCAAGUUAACAAACAGAUCACCGACCAUUUCGAAUCACACUGUACCUUCUCCGCUAUGCAAUCCGGUUUCCGAGCUGGUCAUGGGUGCACCUCAGCCACGCUCAAGGUCCUAAACGAUAUUAUAACCGCGAUCGAUAAUAGACAGUACUGUGCAGCCGUCUUCAUCGACCUGGCCAAGGCUUUUGACUCUUGUCAACCACCACAUUCUCAUUGGCAAACUAAAUAGCCCUGGUUUCUCAAAUGACUGCCUCGCCUGGUUCACCAACUACUUCUCAGAUAGAGUUCAAUGUGUCAAAUCGGAGGGCCUGUUGUCUGGACCUAUGGCAGUCUCUAUGGGUUGCCAAAGGGUUCAAUUCUAGGGCCGACUCUUUUCUCUGUGUAUAUCAAUGAUGUCGCUCUUGCUGCUGGUGACUCUCAGAUCCACCUCUACGCAGACGACACCAUUUUGUAUACAUCUGGCCCUUCAUUGGACACUGUGUUAACAAACCUCCAAACGAGCUUCAAUGCCAUACAACACUCCUUCCUAUUUCGCAACAAAGCCUCCUUCAAUCAUGCUGCCAAACAUGCCCUCGUAAAACUGACUAUCCUACCGAUCCUUGACUUCGGCGAUGUCAUUUACAAAAUAGCCUCCAACACUCUACUCAGCAAAUUGGAUGUAGUCUAUCACAGUGCCAUCCGUUUUGUCACCAAAGCCCCAUAUACUACCCACCACUGUUGGCUGGUCCUCACUACAUAUUCGUUGCCAAACCCACUGGCUCCAGGCCAUCUAUAAAUCACUGCUAGGCAAAUCCCCAUCUUAUCUUAGCUCAUUGGUCACCAUAGCAACACCCACCCGUAGUAUGCGCUCCAGCAGGUAUAUCUCACUGGUCAUCCCCAAAGCCAACACCUCCUUUGGCUGUCAUUCCUUCCAGUUCUCUGCUGCCAAUGACUGGAACGAACUGCAAAAAUCUCUGAAGCUGGAGACUCUUAUCUCCCUCACUAUCUUUAAGCAUCAGUUGUCAGAGCACCUUACCGAUCACUGCACCUGUACACAGCCCAUCUGAAAUUAGGCCACCCAACUACCUCAUCCCCAUAUUGUUAUUUAUUUUGCUCAUUUGCACCCCAGUAUCUCUAUUUGCACAUCAUCUCUUGCACAUCUAUCAUUCCAGUGUUAAUACUAAUUGUAACUAUUUUGCACUAUGGCCUAUUUAUUGCCUUACCUCCAUAACUUACUACAUUUGCACACACUGUAUAUAUAUUUUCUGUUGUAUUUUUGACUUUAUGUUUUGUUUUACCCCAUAUGUAACUCUGUGUUGUUUUUAUUGCACUGCUUUGCUUUAUCUUGGCCAGGUUGUAGUUGUAAAUUACCAGGCUUACCUGGUUAAAUAAAGGUAAAAUAAAAUAAAAUAAAGUAAUGUUGUUCUUCUAACGUAUACUCCUUGUGUAUUCCAGAUCUCCAAGAAGGACUUUGAAGGAUUCAAGAAGCUGUUUCACAGGUUUCUGCAGGUGAAGGGGCCAUCGGUGGACUGGCCCAAGAUACACAGACCUCCAGAAGACUCAGUAAGGCUCAAACAAAAACCCUGUGUGUGUCUGAGUGUGUGUGUCUGUGCGUGCAUAUAAUGUACAUUGUGUGUGUGUGUGUGUGUGUGUGUGUGUGUGUGUGUGUGUGUGUGUGUGCGUGUGUGUGUGUGUGUGUGUGUGUGUGUGUGUGUGUGUCUGUGAGCUCAUCAGUGAGUGGUCCAGUAAUACGGUGUGAUGAAGUGGACUCUAUCAGGCAGAUGGGCACAGUGGAGGCCAAGGGGAGAGCUCACACAGAGAGGCCAGCGUUUGGGUCUCUUCCUCUGGGCACGCAGCCAGCUGGCUCCCCCUGUCUGCCAGAGCUCCCUCCACAACCCCCAAGCUUUCUCUCACAACUGACUGGGACCAGAAACCCAGACCAGAGAAGAGACAGAAUAGAGAGAGAGAGACAGAAUAGAGAGAGAGAGAUACAGAAUAGAGAGAGAGGGAGAGAGAAUAGAGAGAGAGAGAGAGACAGAAUAGAGAGAGAGAGAGAGAGAGAGAGACAGAAUAGAGAGAGAGAGAGAGAGAGAGAGAGAGAGACAGAAUAGAGAGACACAGAAUAGAGAGAGACACAGAAUAGAGAGAGAGAAUAGAGAGAGAGAGAGAGACAGAAUAGAGAGAGAGAGAGACAGAAUAGAGAGAGAGAGAAAGACAGAAUAGAGAGAGAGAGAGAGAAAGACAGAAUAGAGAGAGAGAGAGACCGAAUAGAGAGAAAGAGAGAGAGAGAGAGAGGAAUGUCUCAUUACAAUACGUUUUGUGGAUAGGGAGAGGAAGUGACAGAGAGGGAGCACCUUAAGAGAUUGAGAUUUUUCGUGCACAUUUUCGUUUACGUGUAGCACUGCACAUAUACAGUGGGGGAAAAAGUAUUUAGUCAGCCACCAAUUGUGCAAGUUCUCCCACUUAAAAAUAUGAGAGAGGCCUGUAAUUUUCAUCAAAUACUUAUUUUCCACCAUAAUUUGCAAAUAAAUUCAUAAAAAAUCCUACAAUGUGAUUUUCUGGAAUUUCUUUUCUCAUUUUGUCUGUCAUAGUUGACGUGUACCUAUGAUGAAAAUUACAGGCCUCUCUCAUCUUUUUAAGUGGGAGAACUUGCACAAUUGGUGGCUGACUAAAUACUUUUUUCCCCCACUGUACAUUUGUGUGUGUGUGAGAAAGAGGUGGGGCUGGGUGUGAAAUGACCAUUGAUGUCUUUGUUGCUAUGUACCAGCAGUCUUCAAAAUGAGUGAUGGGUAGUAUGUAUGUGUGUGAUGUUGGGGUGUUUGAGUGUUUUACAAGCAAUUUGUGAUGUAUGACUUGAGGGUGUGUGUUCUGCAUACGUGAGGAGAGCAGAGCCUAAAGAUCCUUUAAUCACAUGAUCUAUUCUAUGUCACAGAGUCACAGGGCUCCAUACUAACAUGUUCUAUUCUAUGUCACAGAGUCACAGGGCUCCAUACUUACAUGUUCUAUUCAAUGUCACAGAGUCACAGGGCUCCAUACUAACACGUUCUAUUCUAUGUCACAGAGUCACAGGGCUCCAUACUAACAUGUUCUAUUCUAUGUCACAGAGUCACAGGGCUCCAUACUAACAUGUUCUAUUCUAUGUCACAGAGUCACAGGGCUCCAUACUAACAUGUUAUAUUCUAUGUCACAGAGUCACAGGGCUCCAUACUAACAUGUUCUAUUCUAUGUCACAGAGUCACAGGGCUCCAUACUAACAUGUUCUAUUCUAUGUCACAGGGCUCCAUACUAACAUGUUCUAUUCUAUGUCACAGAGUCACAGGGCUCCAUACUAACAUGUUCUAUUCUAUGUCACAGAGUCACAGGGCUCCAUACUAACAUGUUAUAUUCUAUGUCACAGAGUCACAGGGCUCCAUACUAACAUGUUCUAUUCUAUGUCACAGAGUCACAGGGCUCCAUACUAACAUGUUCUAUUCUAUGUCACAGGGCUCCAUACUAACAUGUUCUAUUCUAUGUCACAGAGUCACAGGGCUCCAUACUAACAUGUUCUAUUCUAUGUCACAGAGUCACAGGGCUCCAUACUAACAUUUUCAGUUGGUGGCAGCCUAUGAUUUGGUCACACCACAAUUACUGUGGGGUCACGCAAUAGAACAAAUUAGUAGCCUCAUCGUUUUAUAAAGUUAUUCAAAGUGUUUCAUGCAGAAGUGUACUAGACUACGAUAUGAUUCCAGAAAUAAAAAUGUUAUUCUAACAUCAUGUUCAAGCACGAAUGCAUGAUUGUAGAUAUUUUGAUGUGCAACCUAAACCAGUGAUUGUCAUGAAUUUAGGGUUUGACAACUAGGCAAUUGUUGUUAUUAUUUUACGAUCAAAAUAGGGUUAAAUCUUUUUGGGCACUAAUAUCACGUAGGUUAAUUAAUUUAAUUCAGUUCCACUAUUCUUUUGGAGGGUUCCACCAUUCUUUUGGAGGGUUCCACCAUUCUUUUGGAGGGUUCCACCAUUCUUUUGGAGGGUUCCACCAUUCUUUUGGAGGGUUCCACCAUUCUUUGGAUGGUUCCACCAUUCUUUGGAUGGUUCCACCAUUCUUUGGAGGGUUCAUCUUGCUCUCACUGCUGUUCCUCCGUAUUUAUUAAAAACAAAAAGAGAUAGAAUUGACCAAUCUCCUUUUGAUCUUCUUUCAGAUUUUUUUUCACUUUCUGAUAAGACAGUGGGAAGUUACAAAGAGAUAAGGGCUUGACAGAAAGACUGAGAUGGGGUCCGGAGUAGGCAGCGCUUCCAUUAGAACAGACUCCAGCACAACCUCCCUAUUCUUCAGAGUUCUUUUAGCUGCCAUUGCUGUUCAUUGUAAACCAAGCCUGUACACCUGGGCUAGGUAGCUUUUCUGUCACCUUGGAUAGUUGUCUUGAAAACCCUCAACAAUAGAAAAAGGUAUUCUUCUGGUUCUAAGGUAACUGUGUAGAGCUCACUAGUAUAAAGAGAGGGGGAGAGGUUCCUUUCUUGUGGAAUUAUUUUAUAAUUCUCCACAUCGUCAUAGGAAAUUCUAUCUGGUAACCUGUAUAUCCUGUUUCUGACACGUCAGCUUCACUGUGAGAUGAUAAAAAGGUCAUUUACCAAUGUUAAAGCGGCAAUCAGUAGUAGAAACAAUAACAAAGUGAGUUCCCCGCCCGUUUCGGUAAAAAGCUUAGGGAUGAGGCUGGAGUAAUUCAACCACUCUCAAAUUCAUAGACGGAGCAUCCAUGAUAUCAAAAUUAUAGUUUUAACCAUGUUUUGAGGCUAUAUAGUGCUUGUUUACUUUGAUUACAAACAUUGGAGUAAAACAAGUUUCUAUUUUGGUUUCUGAUGGGGUACAACAGUUGAACUAAGCUCAUGAGGCAUUUAUAAGUUAUAUUCUUCAAGAAUCAUUGGGUACAUGUCAUUAAUUAAUAAGUCCAAACAUUAAUGUAUCAACUGCUGAUUGGCCCUUUUUAAGGAGCAUUGUGUCAUGUGGUAGUAAUGACAGGUAAUAGGGAGGGAGGAAGUGCCUCUUCAGCUCACAUCCCCAUCUCUCAUCUUGGCUCCAUUCAGGACCAGGUUUCUCACAUGCCCAUCUCUCAUCUUGGCUCAGUUCAGGACCAGGUUUCUCACAUCCCAAUCUCUCACCUUGGCUCAGUUCAGGACCAGGUUUCUCACAUCCCCAUCUCUCAUCUUGGCUCAGUUCAGGACCAGGUUUCUCACAUCCCAAUCUCUCACCUUGGCUCAGUUCAGGACCAGGUUUCUCACAUCCCCAUCUCUCAUCUUGGCUCAGUUCAGGACCAGGUUUCUCACAUCCCAAUCUCUCACCUUGGCUCAGUUCAGGACCAGGUUUCUCACGUCCCCAUCUCUCAUCUUGGCUCAGUUCAGGACCAGGUUUCUCACAUCCCCAUCUCUCAUCUUGGCUCAGUUCAGGACCAGGUUUCUCACAUCCCCAUCUCUCAUCUUGGCUCAGUUCAGGACCAGGUUUCUCCAACCUUGCAAGUCUUCUCUACUUUCAUCCAGGAUGGCCUUUUUUAGAUUAGUGUUUCUUAAUCAUGGUAGUGUUUGCCCCAGCACUACCCACCUGAUUCAAAUCAUCGAAGCGUGUUGAUGAGUUUAUCAUUUGAAUCAGCUGUGUGCACCCUUUUGGGUCCCCAGGACCAGGAUGAAGAAACCCUGUUUUAGAUCAUAAUAAAUAAGAUGAUGGACAGGGGGGACCUGAUCCCAGACCAGGCCUGCUGCUCUGAAUGGACAGGGGGGACCUGAUCCCAGACCAGGCCUGCUGCUCUGAAUGGACAGGGGGGACCUGAUCCCAGACCAGGCCUGCUGCUCUGAAUGGACAGGGGGGACCUGAUCCCAGACCAGGCCUGCUGCUCUGAAUGGACAGGGGGGACCUGAUCCCAGACCAGGCCUGCUGCUCUGAAUGGACGGGGGGGACCUGAUCCCAGACCAGGUCUGCUGCUCUGAAUGGACAGGGGGGACCUGAUCCCAGACCAGGCCUGCUGCUCUGAAUGGACGGGGGGGACCUGAUCCCAGACCAGGCCUGCUGCUCUUCAUCCAGUUGAACUGAUUUGAGCUCAGUUCAAAAGCACAGUUGCUUGCUGUAGUACCGCUCAGUGCAGGGCUACUCAGUGAAAAUGUCAAGAUCUCACACAUCCAACUUGUUCAGGUGCAAUGUCUACAACUGUGAUUUAUUGAGACUUUAUUUAUUAUUUAUUUAACCUUUUAUUUAACCAGACAAGUCAAGUUAAGAUCAAAUUCUUAUUUAGACACACAGACAACAUUUCGAUCCCCCUGAGAUUUUCGUCAGGUCCGAUGUUGAGUUGAGGACAGACAUACUCAGGAUUAGGGUUUUAAAUCACAGGGUUGCAAUAGUUUUUUUCUCAGUAUAAAAGUACAGUAUUGCCAUAUUCUCCCUCAGUAUAAAAUUACAGCAUUGCCAUAUUCUCCCUCAGUAUAAAAGUACAGCAUUGCCAUAUUCUCCCUCAGUAUAAAAUUACAGCAUUGCCAUAUUCUCCCUCAGUAUAAAAGUACCGUAUUGCCAUAUUCUCCCUCAGUAUAAAAGUACAGUAUUGCCAUAGUUUUCUCUGUUUUAAACCACAGGGUUGCCAUAGUUUUCUCUGUUUUAAACCACAGUAUUGCCAUAGUUUUCUCUGUUUUAAACCACAGGGUUGCCAUAGUUUUCUCUGUUUUAAACCACAGGGUUGCCAUAGUUUUCUCUGUUUUAAACCACAGGGUUGCCAUGUCUCCAGGGAUGCUCUUUGAAGUCCAUUCUCUGAGCUGUGUGCGUCAGUCGUACUAUUGAGUAUUCUAAUCCAGUGCCAACACACAGUCUGCAUCCCUAAGGGCACCCUAUUCCCUAUAUAGGGGACUCUGGUCAGAAGCAGUGCACUAGAUAGGGAAUAGGGUGUCAUUUGGGAUGCACACACAGCCUUUGUGGUAAUGACAUCCAGAAACGGUUCCAUUUCCCUUUGGUCUCUGAGCAGGGGGAGGGGGGGGGGAUAUGGGCUGUGUUCCAAACCAGCGUCCCAAAUGGAACACUUAUUCCCUUUUAUAGCGCACUUUCCUUGAGACUUCACCUUGAACUCAGUCACAGUUGGGAAGGGAUGGAGAAUAAAGGAAAGGAAAGUGAAAGUGAAGAGGAAUCAGGCAUGCAGUGUUGUUGUUGGUGUGUGUGGAUGUUGGGCUGUGGAGAAGUGUUUCUGGAAGGAAGAUCCUUUAGUUGUGGUUUCAGUUCAGGAGCGGCCCAUGUCCUCUCGAUGUCUGGAUGCCCCUGUAUCCUCUCUGGGAUGUCUUGUUGCUGUUCUGAUAAACACUGACUGUCUGGAAGCAGAGUUUACAUCGGGAGGAGAGGGGGAGGAGGCUAAGUGCUAUGGACGACCUGAAGCUAAAUUGGGCCUAGCUACUGCGCACACACAGACACACACAGACCUUCACAUGCCACACACACACACCACACACACAAACACACAGACAUGCACAUGCCAACAACCCACACACACACCACACUAGACACUGUCACAUGCACACACACACACUUAGACACUGUCACAUGCACACCACACACACACAGACACUGUCACAUGCACACACACACACACAGACACUGUCACAUGCACACACACACACGACACUGUCACAUGCGCACACACACACACACACACACACUUAGACACUGUCACAUGCACACACACACACAGACACUGUCACAUGCACACACACACAGACACUGGCACACACACACACACACACACACACACACCACUGUCACAUGCACACACACACACACAGACACUGUCACAUGCGCGCACACACACACACAGGGGGGACUUAAUUUGAGAUUAUAGCUGGCUAGGGAUAUGACAAGCUCUCCUGCUGUAACUGCAGCGCUAUUCUAUCUAUCGGUCGAUCUAUCUAUCGCUCGAUCGACCGACCGACCGCAUUCGGAAAGUAUUCAGACCCCUUGACUUUUUCCACAUUUUGUUACGUUACAGCCUUAUUCUAAAAUUGAUUAAAUUGUUUUUCUAUGGACAAUUCCUUCGACUUCAUGGCUUGGUUUUUGCUAUGACAUGCACUGUCAACUGUGGGACCUUUAUAUAGACAGGUGUGUUCCAAAUAAUUUCCAAUCAAUUGAAUUUACAACAGGUGGACUCUAAUCAAGUUGUAGAAACAUCUCAAGGAUGAACAAUGGAAACAGGAUGCACCUGAGCUCAAUUUCUAGUUUCAUAACAAAGGGUCUGAAUACUUAUGUAAAUAAGGUAUUUCUAUUUUGUAUUUUUAAUACAUUUAUAAAAACCUGUUUUCGUUUUGUCAUUAUUGGGUAUUAUAUCAUCCGUUUUAGAAUAAGGCUGUAACGUAACAAAAUGUGGAAAAAGUCAAGGGGUCUGAAUACUUUCCGAAUGCAGUGUACAAAACAUUAAGGACACCUGCUCUUUCCAUGACAUAGACUGACCAGGUGAAUCCAGAUUAAAGUUAUGAUCCCUUAUUGAUGUCAAUUGUUAAAUCCACUUCAAUCAGUGUAGAUGAAGGGGAGGAGACAGGUUAAAUAUGGAUUUUUAAGCUUUGAGACAAUUGAGACAUGGAUUGUGUAUGUGUGCCAUUCAGAGGGUGAAUGGGAAAGACAAAAAAUCUAAGUACCUUUUCAAUGGGGUAUGGUAGUAGGUGCCAGGCACACCGGUUUGUGUCAAGAACUGCAACGCUGCUGUUUUCACGCUCAACAGUUUCCUGUGUGUAUCAAGAAUGGUCCACCACCCAAAGGACAUCCAGCCAACUUGACACAACUGUGGGAAGCUGUGGAGUCAACAUUGGCCAGCAUCCCUGUGGAACACUUUCGACACCUUGUAGAGUCCAUGCCCUGACGAAUUGAGGCUGUUCUAAGGGGAAAAGGCAGGGGGGGAGGAGGAGUGCUCUUAAUGUUUUGUAUAUUCAGUGUCUCUCUCUCUCUCUCUCUGUGUCUGUGUGUGUUGUCAUUGAGUCACAUGGUUUGCUUUAACUAACUCAGCUGGGACAGUUUUUGUUUUGGGGAGAGGAAGGGGAGAGAGGGGUCAGGGCUGGACCCUUGGCACACCAUAUAGCAUGUCAUAGUGUGACUCAUUUCUGAUGACACACACACAUUAAUCUUCGGUCCACAUUCAGGGAGACACAUCUGGAGGUAAUGAUGUGUCCUCCUGCAACAGCUUAUUGGUAGAUUCCAGCACAUUCACAUUUUCUGCUUUUUAGCUUUUGAACCUGUUUUAAAAAUGCAAUAGGCCUACAUUUUUUUCAUUGUAUAAAAACCUUGCGUGCUAUCACAACAGCUGUACUCCCUGUUCACCCAUGACUGCAUGGCCAAGCACGACUCCAACACCAUCAUUAAGUUUGCCAACGACACAAUAGUUGUAGGCCUGAUCACCGACAACGAUGAGAAAGCCUAUAGGGAGUAGAUCAGAGACCUGGCCGUGUGGAUGCCAGGAUAACAACCUCUCCCUCAACGUGACCAAGACAAAGGAGAGGAUUGUGGACUACAGGAAAAGGAGGACCGAGCACGGCCCCAUUCUCAUCGACGGGGCUGUAGUGGAGCAGGUUGAGAGCUUCAAGUUCCUUGGUGUCCACAUCACCAACAAACUAGCAUGGUCCAAACACACCAAGACAGUCGUGAAGAGGGCACGACAAAGCCUAUUUCCCCUCAGGAGACUGAAAAGAUUUGGCAUGGGUCCUCAGAUCCUCAAAAAGUUAUACAGCUGCACCAUCGAGAGCAUCCUGACAACUGCUCGGCCUCCGACCGCAAGGCACUACAGAGGGUAGUGCGUACGGCCCAGUAUAUCACUGGGGCAAAGCUUCCUGCCAUCCAGGACCUCUAUACCAGGCAGUGUCAGAGGAAGGCCCAAAAAAUUGCCAAAGACUCCAGCCACCCUAGUCAUAGACUGUUCUCUCUGCUACCGCACGGCAAGUCUAGGUCCAAAAGGCUUCUUAACAGCUUCUACCCCCAAGCCAUGAGACUCCUGAACAGCAAAUCAAAUGGCUACCAGUGUGUUAGGCUGUAACCAGUGUGUUAGGGUGUAUCCAGUGUGUUAGGCUGUAUCCAGUGUGUGUUGGGCUGUAUCCAGUGUGUGUUGGGCUGUAUCCAGUGUGUGUUGGGCUGUAUCCAGUGUGUUGGGCUGUAUCCAGUGUGUGUUGGGCUGUAUCCAGUGUGUGUUGGGCUGUAUCCAGUGUGUGUUGGGCUGUAUCCAGUGUGUGUUGGGCUGUAUCCAGUGUGUGUUGGGCUGUAUCCAGUGUGUGUUGGGCUGUAUCCAGUGUGUGUUGGGCUGUAUCCAGUGUGUGUUGGGCUGUAUCCAGUGUGUGUUGGGCUGUAUCCAGUGUGUGUUGGGCUGUAUCCAGUGUGUGUUGGGCUGUAUCCAGUGUGUGUUGGGCUGUAUCCAGUGUGUGUUGGGCUGUAUCCAGUGUGUGUUGGGCUGUAUCCAGUGUGUGUUGGGCUGUAUCCAGUGUGUGUUGGGCUGUAUCCAGUGUGUGUUGGGCUGUAUCCAGUGUGUGUUGGGCUGUAUCCAGUGUGUGUUGGGCUGUAUCCAGUGUGUGUUGGGCUGUAUCCAGUGUGUGUUGGGCUGUAUCCAGUGUGUGUUGGGCUGUAUCCAGUGUGUGUUGGGCUGUAUCCAGUGUGUGUUGGGCUGUAUCCAGUGUGUGUUGGGCUGUAUCCAUUGUUGGCUGUACAGUGUGUGUUGGGCUGUAUCCAGUGUGUGUUGGGCUGUAUCCAGUGUGUGUUGGGCUGUAAUCCAGUGUGUGUUUGGGCUGUAUCCAGUGUGUGUUAGGCUGUAUCCAGUGUGUGUUAGGGUGUAUCCAGUGUGUGUUGGGCUGUAUCCAGUGUGUGUUAGGCCUCAGAUCCAGGCUCUGGUGUCUCAAAGCAGUCAGCAGGACACAGGAUGAGCCAUGACCCUAUGACCCUCCAGUUACUUAGGCUCAAUCACACAUGCACUCAUGUAAACACACACACACACACACCCCAUACUAUUGUGCACACACAGAAACACACACCACACACACACACACACGACAUCUGUUUAAGAUUUGACGCUCCUGGGUGCUCCUUCUCAUUGUGUAUAGUUGUGAACCUCCAGAUAGCCAUUAAAAUGCCAAAGAGCCAAAAGAUUCUGAGUCUGGCCCUCAGGCAACGCUGCAUGCCAUAGGUCAUGUUCAGUCACAAACAGAUGAAGUUACUGCCACUCCUACACUGAGGCACAGAACUGAAGCACAGAACUGACUGUAAUAUUGGCUCAACAGGUAACACUCUCUUCUUUCCAGUGAAUAGCACAUCAGACAUGUAAAGCUAAAACACAGUUCGAACCCAGUUCAGCUGGUCCUCCAGCAAUUUCCCAUGAUCUCUGUGUUAAUGUCCUGAACAUACAGUGGGGGAAAAAAAGUAUUUAGUCAGCCACCAAUUGUGCAAGUUCUCCCACUUAAAAAGAUGAGAGAGGCCUGUAAUUUUCAUCAUAGGUACACGUCAACUAUGACAGACAAAUUGAGAUUUUUUUUCUCCAAUAAAUCACAUUGUAGGAUUUUUAAUGAAUUUAUUUGCAAAUUAUGGUGGAAAAUAAGUAUUUGGUCACCUACAAAUAAGCAAGAUUUCUGGCUCUCACAGACCUGUAACUUCUUCUUUAAGAGGCUCCUCUGUCCUCCACUCGUUACCUGUAUUAAUGGCACCUGUUUGAACUUGUUAUCAGUAUAAAAGACACCUGUCCACAACCUCAAACAGUCACACUCCGAACUCCACUAUGGCCAAGACCAAAGAGCUGUCAAAGGACACCAGAAACAAAAUGGUAGACCUGCACCAGGCUGGGAAGACUGAAUCUGCAAUAGGUAAGCAGCUUGGUUUGAAGAAAUUAAACUGUGGGAGCAAUUAUUAGGAAAUGGAAGACAUACAAGACCACUGAUAAUCUCCCUCGAUCUGGGGCUCCACGCAAGAUCUCACCCCGUGGGGUCAAAAUGAUCACAAGAACAGUGAGCAAAAAUCCCAGAACCACACGGGGGGACCUAGAGACCUGCAGAGAGCUGGGACCAAAGUAACAAAGCCUACCAUCAGUAACACACUACACCGCCAGGGACUCAAAUCCUGCAGUGCAAGACGUGUCCCCCUGCUUAAGCCAGUACAUGUCCAGGCCCGUCUGAAGUUUGCUAGAGUGCAUUUGGAUGAUCCAGAAGAGGAUUGGGAGAAUGUCAUAUGGUCAGAUGAAACCAAAAUAGAACUUUUUAGUAAAAACUCAACUUGUCGUGUUUGGAGGACAAAGAAUGCUGAGUUGCAUCCAAAGAACACCAUACCUACUGUGAAGCAUGGGGGUGGAAACAUCAUGCUUUGGGGCUGUUUUUCUGCAAAGGGACCAGGACGACUGAUCCGUGUAAAGGAAAGAAUGAAUGGGGCCAUGUAUCGUGAGAUUUUGAGUGAAAACCUCCUUCCAUCAGCAAGGGCAUUGAAGAUGAAACGUGGCUGGGUCUUUCAGCAUGACAAUGAUCCCAAACACACCGCCCGGGCAAUGAAGGAGUGGCUUCGUAAGAAGCAUUUCAAGGUCCUGGAGUGGCCUAGCCAGUCUCCAGAUCUCAACCCCAUAGAAAAUCUUUGGAGGGAGUUGAAAGUCCGUGUUGCCCAGCGACAGCCCCAAAACAUCACUGCUCUAGAGGAGAUCUGCAUGGAGGAAUGGGCCAAAAUACCAGCAACAGUGUGUGAAAACCUGUGUCAUUGCCAACAAAGGGUAUGUAACAAAGUAUUGAGAAACUUUUGUUAUUGACCAAAUACUUAUUUUCCACCAUAAUUUGCAAAUAAAUUCAUUAAAAAUCCUACAAUGUGAUUUUCUGGAUUUUUUCCCCUCAUUUUGUCUGUCAUAGUUGACGUGUACCUAUGAUGAAAAUUACAGGCCUCUCUCAUCUUUUUAAGUGGGAGAACUUGCACAAUUGGUGGCUGACUAAAUACUUUUUUCCCCACUGUUGAAUCAUUAUGUGCUUCCCAUGGUCCAAGCUAUCUGGACUUCAUUAUUAUUUCCUUGUUUGCUGCUAUGUUAUGAUUGACAACAGUUUCCAUGGUAGCAGAUUGAGGACCUCCUGCGUCAGAUAGCGUGACUCUGUUAUUCGGUCUUACUAGUGUCGCGUUUGAGGGCCGCCCCCUGUCGGAAGAUCACCUUUCCUCCUAUGGCAAACCUGACCUACCAGUUGACAAACUAUGAAAACUGGUUGUCAUUUUAUGGCAGUGUGCAAUGGUUUUCAAUAGAUAAAGGAUCCGGUAGUAUGUGUGGUGUGAAUCAGUUUACUCGGAUGCUAGUACAGUGCAUUCUGAAAUAUUCAUACCUUGGGUUUUUUCCACAUUUUUUUACGUUACACCUUAUUCUAAAAUGGAUGAAUGUUUUUUUACUUACAUUUACGUCAUUUACAGACGCUCUUAUCCAGAGCGUCUUACAAAUUGGUUGAAUUCACCUAUCUCCAGUGGGGAUAACACUUUACAAUGUAUUUAUUUAUUUUUUGGUUGGGGUUGGGGUAAAGGGGGGGGGGUAGAAGGAUUACUUAUCCUAUCCCGGUAUUCCUAAGAGGGGGGUUUUCAAUGUCUCCGGAACGGGUGAGUGACUCCCUGUCCUGCGUCGUGAGGAGCUUGUUCCACCUUGGGGUGCCAGAGCACGCACAGUUUUGACUGGGCUGAAGCGGGAAAUAUGCCUUCCGCAUGAGGUAGGGGAGCCGAAGGCCAGAGGUGGAUGAACGCAAUGCCCUCGUUUUGGGUGUAGGGACUGAUUCAGAAGCCCUGAAGGUACGGAGGUUGGUCGUUCCCCUCACAGCUCCGUAUGGCAAGCAACCAUGGUCUUGGUAAGUCAGAUGCGAGCGUUCAACUGGAAGCCAUGGAGUGUGCGGAUGAGCGGGGUGGACGUAGAGAACUUGGGAAGGUUGAACACCAGACGGGCUGCGGCAUUCUGGAUGAGUUGUAGGGGUUUAAUGGCACAGGCAGGGAGCCCAGCCAACAGCGAGUUGCAGUAAUCCAGACGGGAGAUAACAAGUGCCUGGAUUAGGACCUGUGCCGCUUCCUGUGUAAGGCAGGGUCGUACUCUCCUAAUGUUGUAGAGCAUGAACCUACAGGAUCGGGUCACCGCCUUGAUGUUAGCGGAGAACGACAGGGUGUUGUCCAGGGUCACGCCAAGGCUCUUCGCACUCUGGGAGGAGGACACAACGGAGUUGUCAACCGUGAUGGCGAGAUCAUGGAACAGGCAGUCCUUCCCCGGGAGGAAGAGCAGCUCCGUCUUGUCAAGGUUCAGCUUGAGGUGGUGAUCCGUCAUCCAUACUGAUAUGUCUGCCAGACAUGCAGAGAUGCGAUUCGUCACCUGGUUAUCAGAAGGGGGAAAGGAGAAGAUUAGUUGUGUGUCGUCUGCGUAGCAAUGAUAGGAGAGGCCAUGUGAGGAUAUGACAGAGCCAACUGACUUGGUGUAUAGCGAGAAUAGGAGAGGGCCUAGAACUGAGCCCUGGGGGACACCAGUGGUGAGAGCACGUGGUGCGGAGACAGCUUCUCGCCACGCCACUUGGUAGGAGCGACCGGUCGUGGCUGGGUCUUUCAGCAUGACAAUGAUCCCAAACACACCGCCCGGGCAACGAAGGAGUGGCUUCGUAAGAAGCAUUUCAAGGUCCUGGAGUGGCCUAGCCAGUCUCCAGAUCUCAACCCCAUAGAAAAUCUUUGGAGGGAGUUGAAAGUCUGUGUUGCCAAGCGACAGCCCCAAAACAUCACUGCUCUAGAGGAGAUCUGCAUGGAGGAAUGGGCCAAAAUACCAGCAACAGUGUGUGAAAACCUUGUGAAGACUUACAGAAAACUUUUGACCUGUGUCAUUGCCAACAAAGGGUAUAUAACAAAGUAUUGAGAAACUUUUGUUAUUGACCAAAUACUUACUUUCCACCAUAAUUUGCAAAUAAAUUCAUUAAAAAUCUUACAAUGUGAUUUUCUGGAUUUUUUUUCUUCUCAUUUUGUCUGUCAUAGUUGACGUGUACCUAUGAGGAAAAUUACAGGCCUCUCUCAUCUUUUUAAGUGGGAGAACUUGCACAAUUGGUGGCUGACUAAAUACUUUUUUUCCCCCCCACUGUACAUUGCCAAAGGAAACAUAUUUUAAAUGUGUCUCUCUCCACAGAUCCAGCCCUAUGAUAAGAUAGCAGCGCGGCCCCUGCCGGACAGCCUGGCAGACAGUCUCAACAAGCUGGUGGUAGUCAAGUUGAACGGAGGCCUGGGUACCAGCAUGGGCUGUAAAGGUCCAAAGAGCCUCAUCAGCGUCCGCAACGAGAACACGUUCCUGGACCUCACCGUGCAGCAGAUAGAGGUACCGGUCAUAUCUGUUAUGUCAUGCCAUAUCUGCUGUAUAAGAGGUGUCAUAAUUGUCAUUAUGUCAUCAUAACAUGUUAUAACAGAUAUGUGCCACGUGAAUGUUGUAGGCAUGACAUAAGAGGUGACAUUUCAUCAACCCUCAGCCCCAUCUCUCAAAACGUACCAAACCAAGUGACUGGGCGGGGACUGUCGAUGGGCUGAAGCAAUGACUCCAGACUACAGAUUAUGACUUUAAUGAGGGAGAGAAGACUGGGCACACACACACACAAACAUACACACACACACAGUUGUACAACUAACCUUGUGGGGACACACAAUUCAGUCCCAUUCAAAAUCCUAUUUUCCCUAAACCGUACCCUUACCCUUACCCUAACCCUAACGUUAACCCAAAACCCUAACAACCCUAACCCUCGCAUCUAUCCCUAAAACUAACCCUAGCUCCUAACCCUAAGCCUAAUUCUAACCCUAACACUAAUUCUAACCUUAACCCUAAACCCUCUAGAAAUAGCAUUUGACCUUGUGGGGACCAACAAAAUGUCCCCAGUUGGUCAAAGUUUUGUUCGUUUUACUAUUCUUGUGGGGAAUUCUGGUCCCCACAAGUAUAGUUAAACACGUCUAGACACACACACACAGAGAGAGAGAGAGAGAGUGAUGACUGAAACUUUUACUCAGGGGAGAGGACGGAGGUGGGAGUUGGGGAACAUUAAUGUGAGUUGGUAUCCAUUUUCUCCCUAAAUGGCCUGAUUCACAGUGGAGGUAAUAUGACUAUAUCUGGAGGGUAAAAUGAGUGCCAGAACCACUGGGAUGUGAGACAGAUACAGGACACAGUGUGUGGAGGGGAGAAGAGUGUUCAUGACGUGGAUGUUGAUUAAGGCAGCCCCCCGCACCUCUCUGAUUCAGAUGGGUUGGGUUAAAUGCGGAAGACACAUUACAGUUGAAUGCAUUCAGUUGUACAACUGACUAGGUAUCCCCCUUUCCAUUUCCUUUCCAUGCAGCCGUUACGCUUCACACACAUACAAACACAGACGACCACACACAAGUCUGCAAACAAUUACCGCCUCUCUCUUGCUCUGACACACACACACCUCUCAGUUCCAGCACACUGCCUUCUCUGUCCUCCCUCUGCCUGGCCAAACCCACAGACCUGCCCAUAGAAUAACAGCUCUCCUUUCAGUCAGACUGCCUGAAGACAUUAGAGCGCUUUACACAGACCCUCAACUGAUCUUAUACUAUACUGAACAAAAAUAGAAACGCAACAUGCAACAAUUUCUACAAUUUUACUGAGGUACAGUUCAUACAAGGAAAUCAGUCAAUUGAAAUAAAUUCAUUAGGCCCUAAUCUAUGGAUUUCACAUAACUGGGCAGGGGCACAGCCAUGGGUGGGCCUGGGAGGGCAUAGGCCCAGCCACUUGGGGGCCAGGCCCACCCACUGGGGAGCCAGGCCCAGCCAAUCAGAAUGAGUUUUUCCCCACAAAAGGGCUUUAUUACAGACAGAAAUACUCCUCAGUUUCAUCAUCUGUCCUGGUGGCUGGUCUCAGACGAUCCCGCAGGUGAAGAAGCCAGAUGUGGAGGUCCUGGGCUGGCGUGGUUACAUGUGGUCUGCGGUUGUGAGGCCGGUUGGACGUACUGCCAAAUUCUCUAAAACGACGUUGGAGGCGGCUUAUGGUAGAGAAAUGAACAUUCAAUUCUCUGGCAACAGCUCUGGUGGACAUUCCUGCAGUCAACAUGCCAAUUGCACGCUGCCCUCAAAACUUGAGACAUCUGUGGCAUUGUGUUGUGUGACAAAACUGCACAUUUUAGUGGCAUUUUAUUGCCCCAGCACAAGGUGCACCUGUGUAAUGAUCAUGCUGUUUAAUCAGCUUCUUUAUAUGCCACACCUGUCAGGUGGAUGGAUUAUCUUGGCAAAGGAGAAAUGCUCACUAACAGGGAUGUAAACACAUUUGUUCUCCACAUUUUUGAGAAAUACGCUUUUUGUGCGUAUUUCUGGGAUCUUUUAUUUCAGUUCAUGAAACAUGGGACCAACACUUUACAUGUUGCGUUUAUAUUUUUGUUCAGUAUACAUAUCAUAUCUGUCUACCCCUCUCUCUGCAGGAUGAAGGAAUACAUACAUGUUAUGUGCCUAAAGGACAGAGGCAGGGAGAGAAUGAGAACAUGUGCUUGUGAUUUGGAGAGUGGGAGAGGGAGAGAAGGGGUAUUUUCUUAAAGCCACAGAACCUCUUUAUCCCUCCUUCUCUCUGUCUCUAGUCUGCUGGUAUGUGUAUGACCUUUCUGCUCUGUCCUGGGGCCCUCUGAGGAUAUGGGAGUUCCUAACUUCCCAAAACUCAUAAAACGAAACUUUAAAUGAUUGCACUAAAUCUAAACAAACAUCCUACAGUGGAAUAGAUCCUGUUAUGCUGACCUGUUGCGCCAGUCAGACAGUGUGAUUUCCUGGUAGUUAUGUUGUGUGUGUGUUUGUGUCAUAUCCUGGUAGUUACGUUGGUUGGUAGUGGAGUUGAAUUCCCACAACCUCGCUUCUCCUAGGACAGUCCCACCCUUGAUGACCUCAUAAUGACCUCAUAAAGCCGAGACGAACCUCGACCAGCCUGGUUGCUUCAUAAACUCCACCACACACCCACACAGUUUGGUAACGGUUUACCGUAACAACCCCUCCCUCAUUAAAAUCUGGAAUCUAGAGUCUUCGGGCUUGUUCAGCAUUGCAGCCGACCGUACUGCCGACUAACCGAUCUACAAAUCACCUUGCAUCAUAAAUAACUACUCAUUAUGAUUUGUAGAUCAGUCAAUCAAUCAGUCAGUCACAAUGCAUCACGGAUUUGAUGCUCUCCAACACUGCCAUUGCAUUAGCUCCACCCAGCCUGUCACUUGGUUUGCUGUGGCCAAUAUGGCCGCCAAGCACUCCUUUCACCUGUUCUCAAUCCAAUAUGGCCGCCAAGCACUCCUUUCACCUGUUCUCAAUCCAAUAUGGCCGCCAAGCAUUCCUUUCACCUGUUCUCAAUCCAAUAUGGCCGCCAAGCACUCCUUUCACCUGUUCUCAAUCCAAUAUGGCCGCCAAGCAUUCCUUUCACCUGUUCUCAAUCCAAUAUGGCCGCCAAGCACUCCUUUCACCUGUUCUCAAUCCAAUAUGGCCGCCAAGCACUCCUUUCACCUGUUCUCAAUCCAAUAUGGCCACCAAACACUAUGGGUUUAUUUACCCCUCUCAUUUCUCUCAGCACAUGUACAACACCAAAAACAAUACAAUACACCUUAAUUUAACUUGAUUUAUUUCAUUUAGCAUUUCUUUGUCCCCGCAGCACUUGAACAAGAGGUACAACACAGAUGUCAAUACAAUACAACUUUAUUUAACUUUAUUUAAUUUUGCAAAUCUUUUUCCCUCAGCACUUGAACAAGAAGUACAACACAGACGUUCCUCUGGUCCUGAUGAACUCCUUCAACACGGAUGAAGACACCAAGAAGAUCCUUCAGAAAUACACACACCACCGCGUCAAGAUACACACCUUCAACCAGAGCAGGUAACACACGCACCACAGUAUGUCUCAUAUCCUGCUGGAUCAGAAUAUAUGAGACAUACGGGACAUAAAACUGGACAUCCUGUCUGUAGCGGUAAUGAAUGGACUCUAAAGACAGGAAAAAUCCACCCAAAAGCACUCAUUCCUUUAAUUUACAGUGUUAAAUAGCACUAAUAUGUGAGUAUGUUUUCUGAACAAAUAUUUCAUUUUGGCGUUAUAAUAAAGUUGGUAGCAACAUGGAAAAUCGUUGUGGAAAUCUGUUGCAGCUCAAGUCGACUACAAAAUCCACAAUGCAAUGCUCUCUCUAUGGGCUGACUGGCUAUCUAGCAAGCAAACGUAGCUACACACAAUAAUACCAAAGACAAUAUCAGCAUGUAAAGUUAGUUAGCUGUAAAAUCGCCUAAACAAACUGCACUAUCAAUAGUGACCCACCACCUGGAUUCGAUCCUAUGUAGCAACAUUUGAUAUUGUGUUUUUUACAUUUGAUUAAAGUAGAGACUCAGAGCUAGAAAAUUGUAUAUCAUACACUGCAGUUGAGGAACAAAGGGAAUGUAAUUCUGCUUAGAAAGUUGACAAACCUGUAACCCCCCUUUUGAGAAAAUGGCCUUUGAAUGCUUUGGUACACCUACUGGAGAGCUCUUCUUUGUCUACACCCAUUCAGUAUUUUUCACACCCUCUUAAGCCUUAGCCCCACCCAUCUCUUUAAGGAUUCAAAUGUGAGGCCAUGUGCUAAACAGAGUGAGUAGUGUAGUAAACAACCAAAGAUUUCAAGACUAAAAGUGGUAAAAGUAGUAGCCUACAAUAAGUAAAAAUACACUUUAUCUAGUCCUUGGUCUAUAUCCUAAUCUGACUUUGGUACAGGUAAUUUUGUUCUUCACAUUACCGUCUCUGGUAAACACAUUCUAUAUCAAAUAAAAUCUAAGUGUAUUUGUCACAUGCACAGGAUACAGAAGGUGUAAACGGUACAGUGAAAUGGUUACUAGCAAUAUCAAAAACAGAAAGUGUCCAGAUAAAAAUAAUGUAUACAUAUUUUAUCAUUAUUAAAUGACGCUUACCCAGACACACUUGUCUAAAUUGAAGGGUCAUGUGACCCCCCCCCCCCCCCCCCCAGGCACAUCUAGCGAAGUGGAUGGGGCUCUAUUGUCUAGACAUGUACACAUGUUCAUGAAAUACAAUAAAUGGCCGUAAUCAAUAGAUGGCGGAAUCACCCCCAGACACAGCAGGCUAACUUGAUGGGUCAUGUAAUCAUCUGGCGAAGUAGUUAACUAAACAAUGAACCGGCAUAAUCCCAACUCAUGCUACCAAUACGAACAUUGUCAUAGCUGUAGUAUGAAUCUGCAGGUAGCUAAAGCUAACCAACUAGGUUCAAUGUUAGCUAGCUAACAUUAGGCUAAAACGAGCAAUGCAAAUGGAUUUCUGAUUCAAAUAAUAUUACUACAUAGAUCAUACACGUAAUAUUAGCUAGCGAGCCAGCAAGCUAAUGUUCGCUAGCUAGCGAACAGUACGCUUUAACUUGCAAUGAAAACAACUAAAUAAUUAGAAUAUUUGAAAAUGUAGCUAAACUCUUAACCGUAUACAUGGAUUGAAUGCCUACAUCUUGUUUGGCCAGCGUUGUGUCAAUUCACUCUGGUUUACACAGACCGUGGCGUGUGCAAAAAGUAGCCCAUCACAACUUUUUCCAACUGAUCUGUCGAUAGCGCCUGCUAAAUUAAGGGCAUCAAUGUUGUUGAGAAAAGUAGCUAAACUUUUGUAGUUCUCAAUGGCUAACGUUAUAUCUUUUAAAAACGCUGCGGUAGAAAGGACUAUCAACACAUACAGUACAGAGCAGCUCACGUUAUGACCGAAGUAUGCUACAUGGCAGACCAAUCCAAACUCAUCACCCGGCAUGUCCAGCCCAUUCAUUAUCUCAGCCAAUCAUGGUUAGCGGUAAAGGUACUUGUCUUUUUCCGUGGCUAAACCAACUAUGCUCGUAAUUUUAAUAAUUUUAUUCAUAUUUACAGAUGGAAUACAAGUCUGUUAUUAAGGCACAUGAAAGUUCACAUGUUCCAGAGCGCAUUUCUGCCAAAAAACACACAAAAAAAAGAAGUUCAAAAGCCUCUCCUGUGAAGUAGUGACGUGCGACAUACGCCUGCCUAGCUUCCUGAAACGGGUCACAAUUUAGGAGUCUACAAUCUCACCAUGUUCAACCUGCAGAUCGAUGUGCCGCAGAGUGGAGUCUGACAUUCGCAACGGCAGAUACAGUGCCUUCGGAAAGUAUUCAGACCCCUUGACUCUUUCCACAUUUUGUUACGUUACAGCCUUAUUCUAAAAUGAAUUAAAUCGUUUUUUCCCCUCAUCAAUCUACACACAAUACCCCAUAAUGACAAAGCAAAAAUAGGUUAUUAUAAAAUAAAAUAAAUGGAAAUAUCACAUUUACAUAAGUAUUCAGACACUUUACUCAGUACUUUGUUGAAGCACCUUUGUUAGCAAUUACAGCCUCGAGUCUUCUUGGGUAUGACGCUACAAGCUUGGCACACCAGUAUUUGGGGAGUUUCUCCCAUUCUUCUCUGCAGAUCCUCUCAAGCUCUGUCAGGUUGGAUGGGAAGCGUUGCUGUACAGCUAUUUCCAGGUCACUCCAGAGAUGUUCGAGCGGGUUCAAAUCCGGGCUCUGGCUGGGCCACUCAAGGACAUUCAGAGAUUUGUCCCGAAACUACUCCUGCGUUGUCUUGGCUGUGUGCUUAGGGUCUUUGUCCUGUUAGAAGGUGAACCUUCACCCCAGUCUGAGGUCCUGAGCGCUCUGGAGCAGGUUUUCAUCAAGGAUAUCUCUGUACUUUGCUCCUUUCAUCUUUGCCUUGAUCCUGACUAGUUUCCCAGUCCCUGCCGCUAAAAAACAUCCCCACAGCAUGAUGCUGCCACCACCAUGCUUCACCGAAGGGAUGGUGCCAGGUUUCCUCCAGACAUGAUGCUUGGCAUUCAGGCCAAAGAGUUCAAUCUUGGUUUCAUCAGACCAGAGAAUCUUGUUUCUCAUGAUCUGAGAGUCUUUAGGUGCCUUUUGGCAAACUCCAAGUGGGCUGUCAUGUGCCUUUUACUGAGGAGUGGCUUCCGUCUGGCCACUACCAUAAAGGCCUGAUUGGUGGAGUGCUGCAGAGAUGGUUGUCCUUCUGGAAGGUUCUCCCAUCUCCACAGAGGAACUCUAGAGCUCUGUCAGAGUGACCAUCAGGUUCUUGGUCACCUCCCUGACCAAGGCCCUUCUCCCCCGAUUGCUCGGUUUGGCCGAGCGGCCAGCUCUAGGAAGAGUCUUGGUGGUUCCAAACAUCUUCAAUUUUAGAAUGAUGGAGGCCACUGUGUUCUUUGGGACCUUCAAUGCUGCAGAAAUGUUUUGGCACCCUUCCCCAGAUCUGUGCCUCGACACAAUCCUGUCUCAGAGCUCUACUGACAAUUCCUUCGACCUCACGGCUUGGUCUUUGCUCUGACAUGCACUGUCAACUGUGGGACCUUAUAUAGACAGGUGUGAGCCUUUCCAAAUCAUGUCCAAUCAAUUGAAUUUACCACAGGUGGACUCCAAUCAAGUUGUAGAAACAUCUCAUGGAUGAUCAAUGGAAACAGGAUGCACCUGAGCUCAAUUUCGAGUCUCAUAGCAAAGGGGCUGAAUACUUAUGUAAAUAAGGUAUUUCUGUGUUUUAUUUGUAAUACAUUUGCAAAAAUGUCUAAACCUAUUAACAAAAUGUGGGAAAAGGGGUCUGAAUACCAUGCUACGUAAAUGUGGGCUGCAUGGUGCAUUAUGGGCGAUUCUGAGACAAGGAGCGCUGUCCUUCGAGUGAAUGGGAGUGUAUUGAGCGCUAGCUCAAAAUUCCAACAUUAGCACGAAUUUCGUCAACAAGAAGUACAACAUUACAAUACUUUUCCAAGAUGUGAGAUAAUUAACUUGCUAUCUGUAAUAUCGUAUAGUUUUGUAAUAUAGGCAAGUUUCUCGACCAAUACACUGACUUUGAGAAGGGAUUGUGUUACGAUUAGUUUAGCAACCGCGUGACGCAGCAUGACAACGUGAACGCGAUUUGUCGACAGUCUACUGGGUGGGGCGUUAUACUUUCCUUCAUUCAUUUCCUUUCUAUAAUAUCUCAGGCAGCUGAACCACGCAACGCACCCUGGACUAAAGAGGCAAACAAAUAGGAAAAUGUGCUAGACCCUCCGUUAAAUUACACAUUUCUCGAGGUAGGAGUAUCGCUAAAAUAUGAUCAAUGGCUCAUUUGAGAGAAGACAUCCUCCCGAGUUAUGACAUCUAGCAGUAUUGAAAUCUGACAUCUAUGAUAGACGUUUUCGCGAUCUAAAAGUUGUAUUCCUUUUAACUUCCAUUGUAGUGAGAGCGACUUUAUCGCAGUUCUACGUCAUAGCGGCCGGAUUUCUGCCUGCUUGAACGCCAUUAACUCAGUGAAAACAUGAAAUUACCCAUGGAAUCGAUAGAACAUCACUCAGAGAUGCACAAAAACAAUAUAACAUUCAAAAUGGGUGAACCUUUCCUUUAAGCAGUGGACUGUUGAAUUGGACUGUAGACUAAAAGGCUUGUAGUGUUAAUAUUUGAUCAGCCUCUCCUUUGCCUUUGGAAUACAAUCAAACACAGUGAGGAUCAAGCUGGAGUGUGUCAAAAAGCCUGGUCAGAUGACAACUUAAUCCUCUUUUAAUGAGGCCCCUUCCCUCUCCUCCCCCAUUUCCCAUCUCCUCUCCUCCCCCAUUUCCCCUCCCCUCUCCUCUCCCUUCCUUCAUUCUCCUCUCCUCUCUUCCCCUCUCCCCCCCCCCCCCCCCUCCCCUCUCCUCCCCUCCCCUCCCCUCCCCUCCCCUCCCCUCCCCUCUCCUCCCUUCCCCUCCCCUCCCCUCCUCAUCUCUCAUCUGAUCCCUCUUAUCCAUGCCAGAACUGUCUUCCCCCUUGCCCCGCUCCUUCCUCUUCUCCUUCCCUCUCCCCUUCUCCCUCCUCUCUUCCCUCUCCUCUCCUUCCCCUCUCCUCUUUGCUUCUCUCCUUUCCCCUUCUCUUCUCUCCUCUUUUCUCAUUUACACUUCCCUCUCUGUCCAUGUUAUCCGGGUUCCUUGGGACAUCCCUACCCCAUUGAAGUUGAAUUGUAAAAUGGGUAUGGUUAUGGUUAGGGUAGUCCCAAGGAUUCCGGAUAGCACGACCCCUCCUCUCUCCUCCCCUCCUCUCUCCUCCCCUCCUCUCUCCUCCCCUCCCUCUCCUCCCCUUCUCUCUCCUCCCUCUCUCUCCUCCCCUCCUCUCUCCUCCCCUCCUCUCUCCUCUCCCUUCUCUCUCCUCCCUUCUCCUCUCCUCCCUCCUCUCGCUCCUCCCCCUCCUCUCUCCUCCCCUCCUCUCUCCUCUCCUUCCUCUCUCCUCCCCUCCUCUCUCCUCUCCCCCCUCCUCUCCCUCCCCCUCUUCCUCCCCUUCUCUCUCCCUCUCCUUCUCUCCUCCUCCCCUCCUCUCUCCUCCCCGCCUCUCCCGCUCCUCUCCAUCUCCUCCCCUCCUCUCUCCCUCCCCUCCUCUCUCCUCCCCUUCUCUCUCCUUCCCCUCCUCUCUCCUCCCCUCCUCUCUCCUCCCCUCCUCUCUCCUCCUCCUUCUCUCUCCUCCCCUCCUCUCAUCCUCUCCUGUCCCUCCCCUCCUCUCUCUCCUCCUCAUCCUCUCUCAUUCUCUCUCCUCCCUUCCUCCUCUCUCCUCCCUUCUCUCUCCUCCCUCCAUUCUCUCUCCUCCCUUCCUCCUCUCCUCCGUCCUUCUCUCUUCCCCUCCCUCCCUCCUCCUCUCUCCUCCGCUCUCUCCUCCUCCUCCUCUCCUCCUCCUCGCUCUCCUCCUCCUCUCUCUCCUCCCCUCCUCCUCCUUCCUCUCUCCUCCCCUCCUCUCUCCUCCUCCCUCUCUCUCUCCCGCUCCUCCUCCUCCUCCUCUCCUCCCCUCUCUCUCGGUCCUCCCUUCUCCUCAUCCUCCCCUCCUCCAUCCUCUCCUUCUCUCUCCUGCCCUCUCCCCUCCCUGUCUUCUCGCUCCUCUCCUCCGCUCUUCCUCUCUCCUUCCUCUCUCUCCUCCCCUCUCCUCCUCCUCUCCUCCUCUCCUCUCGCUCUCUCUCCCUCUCUCCUCGCCUCCUCCUCUCCCUCCUCCCCUCCCUCUCUCCUCCCCCCUCUCUCCUCUCCUCUCCUCUAAUGUUCCCUCUAAGCUUCUCCAAUGUGUGCCGCUCCCCUUGGACUGCCACGCAGAAUAAAUAUCAGCCCUCGCAGAGAAGCACGAGAUUGAACUUCCCUCAACUUUCUACAGUUUUCCCCUUUAGUUAACACUAUCAACGUUUCCCGUAACUGGGGGAAUUGUGAUCGACUCAACGCAACAUUAGACACUUUCAAUGCAAGUGGAUAAACAGGUUAAUGUCAAGCCCUGCAUGUUUUUUUCAAAGAUCUCAUGGAAUGUAGGCCUACGUUUAACACCACACAUUGGCUGCUACUGUAGGCUGAAUGAUAGAACAGCUAUUUCCAUGUUAAAAUGUUAUGGGAUGCAUUUUUCUCCAUUGUUUUCUAUGGUGCCCUCUGUCCUACAUUUCGAUCAAAUAGCCCGUGCCUACUUGUCCACUUCCUCUCGUAUCACGCGGUACAGCCUCUCACAAAACACCCGGAUUGCCACAAAUUUUCAACUAAGUUUGCGCCCUAGCCUAAUUCUCAGUCUAAACUUCAGGAACUUGCUCCUCUCCUCACCUCCUCCUUCCGUCCUCUCCUCUCACCCUGACCCUCUUUCCCUCUAGCCAUCCAUUGUGCCUCCCCCUUGGACUGCCACGCAGACAGAAGAUUCAGACCCCCUCUUCAUGCAGAAGACAGAUUCAGUUUCCUCCCUUCUAUGGUCAGACAGACCAUUUGAGUAAUCACAUCACUCUUAUGGCCAGAAUUGAUCGACUCAGGUCACUACACUCCCAUUGCAAGGAUACAACAGUUCAUGUCAGCCUGCAUUCUUAUGGCAGAAGACAUUCAGGACAUCUGCCCUCUCUUGCCAACACCACAAUCUCGGUCUCCUACCCCUCUUAGGCCAGACAGACAACUAUCCAUCCUCCCCUCUUAUGUCCAGACAGACAGAUCUCAGGUCAUCCUCCUCCUCUCAUGGCCAGACAGACAGAUCUCAGGUCACUCCUCCCCUCUCAUGGCCGACAGACAAUCUCAGUAUCCUCCCACUCUUAUGGCCAGACGACAGAUCUCAGGUCAUCCCCUCUUUAUGCCAGACGCAGAUCUCAGGCAUCCUCCCCUCUUAUGCCCAAACAGACAGAUAUCCAGUCUCCUCCCCUCUAUGGCCAGACAGACUAUGCUCAGUCAUCCUCCCCUCUAUGGCCACGACAACAGAUCUCAGUCAUCCUCCCCUCUUAUGCCAGACAGACAAUCUCAGGUCAUCCUCCCCCUCUCAUGGCCAGACAGACAGAUCUCAGGUCAUCCUCCCCUCUCAUGGCCAGACAGACAUAUCUCAGGUCAUCCUCCCCUCUUAUGGCCAGACAGACAGAUCUCAGGUCAUCCUCCCCUCUUAUGGCCAGACGACAGAUCUCAGGUCAUCCUCCCCUCUUAUGGCCAGACAGACAGACAGAUCUCAGGUCAUCCUCCCCUCUUAUGGCCAGACAGACAUAUCAAGUCAUCCUCCCCUCUCAUGGCCAAACAGACAGACAGAUCUCAGGUCAUCCUCCCCUCUUAUGGCCAGACAGACAGAUCUCAGGUCAUCCUCCCCUCUCAUGGCCAGACAGACAGAUCUCAGGUCAUCCUCCCCUCUUAUGGCCAGACGGACAGAUCUCAGGUCAUCCUCCCCUCUUAUGGCCAGACAGACAGACAGAUCUCAGGUCAUCCUCCCCUCUUAUGGCCAGACAGACAUAUCAAGUCAUCCUCCCCUCUCAUGGCCAAACAGACAGACAGAUCUCAGGUCAUCCUCCCCUCUUAUGGCCAGACAGACAGAUCUCAGGUCAUCCUCCCCUCUUAUGGCCAGACAGACAGAUCUCAGGUCAUGCUCAGCUCUAUAAGGAGACAUUAAACGUUCUCCUUCCUAAUCUGCUCUUAUCAGCUGAUAAACAUUAAGUGAUGACGGCUCCUUGUUCUGUUCAGUUGGUCUUGCCAUCAUUCACACAUUCCUAACAGGAUUCCUAACAGAAUGCUAUCCUGGGUUGAAGAAACAUGAUGUUUAAUGAGAUAACAUUGAGGAUUACAUUUCCUAUGAUUUAAACGCAAAACAUGAAACCUGUAAGUAGCCUGCAAUUGGGUUGUUUAACUAAAAUUAAUUCACCCUCUCUCCCCCUCUCCCUCCCUCCACCCCUCCCCUCCCGCCCUCUCUCCCAGGUACCCCCGUAUUAACAAAGAGUCCCUCCUGCCUGUGGCCACAGACAUUGGUAUGACGGGUGAGAACGCUGACGUGUGGUACCCUCCUGGCCACGGGGACAUCUACGCCAGCUUCUACAACUCUGGCCUGCUGGAUCAGCUCAUCGCAGAGGGCAAGGUACACACACGCGCGCACACACACGUACACGCAUGCACAUACGCACCAGAGGAGGCUGGUGGGAGGAGCUAUAGGAGGACGGGCUCAUUGUAAUGGCUGGAAUGGAAUGAAUUGAACGGUAUCAAACACAUCAAAGAUAUGGAAACCACGUGUUGGACUCUGUUCCAUUUAUUCCAUUCCAACAAGCCCGUCCUCCUAUAGCUCCUCCCACCAGCCUCCUCUGACGCACGUAUGUACACACACACACACACAUACACACACACAAACACAAAGGCAAGGUAACUACCCUAUCUGCAGCACUGACCUCUUUUUAAAGAAAACACUUAUUUUAUUUAUAUAAUUUGUAAAUGAUAUUAAAUAAUUCAGCCUUCGCUGCUAUUGAUACAAUGUUUCUUGUCUUGUGUAAAAUGAUAAUUCCAUAACGUUGUAAAACCACAGGGGGGCAAAGUCAAACAACUGAGUUCCAAGGCACCAAUAUACUGUAUCACAGGAGGUUGGUGGAACCUUAAUUGGGGAGAACGGGCUCGUGGUAAUGACUGGAGCAGAAUCAGUGGAAUGGUAUCAAACACAUGGUUUCCAGGUGUUUGAUGCCAUUCCAUCUGCUCCGUUCCAGCCAUUAUUAUGAGCCGUCCUCCCCUCAGCAGCCUCCUGUGAAAUAUACAAUGAGUAUACCAAACAUUAGGAACACCUUCCUAAUAUUGAGUUGCACCCCAGGAAGAGUAGCUGCUGCUUUCGCAACAGCUAAUGGUGAUCCUAAUAAAAUACCAAAAUACCCCCCCCCUUCUCCCUCCCUCGCUCCAGGAGUACAUCUUUGUGUCUAAUAUUGAUAACCUGGGUGCUACGGUGGACCUGAACAUUCUGCACCACCUGGUGAGCCAGCCCAACGGGAAACGCUGUGAGUUCAUCAUGGAGGUCACCGACAAGACCCGCGCUGAUGUCAAGGUGGGUGGCAGGAGGGGGAAAGACGGCGGCCAUUUUGUGGUCUCUUAAUGGUUUAUUCUGUCUUCAUAAAUGUUUUAUUCACCUCUCACUAUUAACACUUUAUUCAUCAUUUAUUCACAGUUUAUAAAAAGUUCAUUCAAUUGUUGUUCAUUAAUUAAAUUGUUUAAUUAAUUAAUGUGGAAUUGGUAUAUCUUAUUUUUUUACUGUUAAAUGAAUAAUAUAUAGCCAUUUAUUCUUAAAGAAUAUAACGUAUAAAUAAAUAAUGAGCUUUAGUUAAACUGUACUACCCCAUCAGAACCCAAAAUAACCUCUCUGUGUCUCUGUCUCUGUGUCUGUGUCUCUGUCUCUGUGUCUCUGUGUCUCUCUGUCUCUCUGUCUCUCUGUCUCUGUCUCUCUGUGUCUCUGCGUCUCUGCCUCUCUGUCUCUCUGUCUCUCUGUCUCUGUCUCUCUGUCUCUGUCUACGUCUCUGCGUCUCUGUCUCUCUGUCUCUGUCUCUCUCUCGGUCUCUGUGUCUCUGUCUCUGUGUCUCUCUGUGUCUCUGUCUUUCUGUGUCUCUCUCUGUGUCUCUGUCUCUGUCUCUCUCUGUCUCUCUGUGUCUCUGUCUCUGUCUCUCUGUCUCUACGUCUCUGUGUCUCUGUGUCUCUACAGGGCGGUACCCUUAUCCAGUAUGAUGACAAGCUGCGUCUGCUGGAGAUCGCCCAGGUCCCCAAGGCCCAUGUAGAUGAGUUCAAAUCAGUCACCAAGUUUAAGAUCUUCAACACCAACAACCUGUGGAUCUCUCUGGGUGCCAUCAAGAGGCUGCAGGAGCAGAACGCCCUGGACAUGGAGAUCAUCGUUAACCCCAAGGUGAGAGGCCAGACAGUUAGGCAUACACACACACACACACCGCGCGCAGAUUGUGUGCAGGUUUUGCAUAGGUCAACACACACACACACACACACACACACACACACACAAAAACACUUUAGCUCAGUACAUUUUGAUGCUGUUUCGGUCAAGGCAGUCCAGCUCAGGUCAGACCAGCUGAAUGUAUAGAAGACCAGCUGAAUGUAUAGGAUAUAUUCUAUGGCUCAGAAUGCCUAAUAUAAUUUCCUGAGCCCCUUAACCAUAUAUUGUAUCCCCCAAAUGAUUAAUAGUCUAAUUUCAACAGCUGAAAAAAAUCUAAUAAAUCAACUGUAAACUUCUCAAUGAGGAGGCAGAGAGAGGUGGUGCAGAAUUCCUCUUCAGUUUCACUCCGACUCAAAAUACCUGCUCUGUUCCCACCCCUCUCUUCCCCUCUCCUCCUCCCCACCCCUCCCCUCUCCUCUCUUCCCCACCCCUCCCCUCUCCUCUCUUCCCCACCCCUCCCCUCUCCUCUCUUCCCCACCCCUCCCCUCUCUUCCCCACCCCUCCCCUCUCCUCUCUUCCCCACCCCACCCCUCUCCUCUCCUCCCCACCCAUCCCCUCCCCUCUCCUCUCCUCCCCACCCCUCCCCUCUCCUCUCCUUCCCCCACCCCUCCCCUCUCCUCUCCCCCCACCCCCUCCCCUCCCCCUCGCCCUGUCCUCUCCCCCCCUCCGCCUCCUCUCCCUUUCCUCCCCACCCCUCCCCACCCCCGUCCUCCCCACCCCUCCCCUCUCCUCUCCCUCCCCACCAACCUCCCCUCUCCUCCUCUCCCCCCCCCCCCCCUCUCCUCCCCCCCCCUCCCCUCUCCCUUUUCCCCACCCCCCCCCUUUUACCAAGAUUACACUUCUCAUAACUGAGAGGACCAAGGAACCGAGUGGAGAAAAAAUGCUGGUGGAGGAUGGGGGAGUUGGUGCCUAGACACAAAGACAGUGCUCCACACGCCGAAAGACAAAAGGACGCCCGAACAACAUACAGAGUAGAGUACGCCCUAACAUACAUUACAGAUACUGCCGACAACAUUACAGAGACUGCCCUGACUUACAAACCAGAGGCAACUGCCCUGAGCAUUACAUUACAAGGGACUCCGAACAUAACAUUACAACGCACUCCCUAAACAUACCAUACAAUUACCUCUCCCGAACAUCUCAUCCUCCCUAACUCCACCUGCACUCCCUAACCACCCCUACAGGUACUCCCUGACACCAUUACCAUUACAAGCUCUGCACUCUCCUAGACCAUCACUUAUUACAGAGUGAUGCCUUGAGCUUCAUUUCAACUGCAUGGCCAUGAUGUAUCAUUCAGGUGGCCUGCCCUGAGACAACAUAUCAGAGUGGUACUGCUCGCCUGACAUCAUCAGAGUGGUACUGCCCUGAGACAUGAUAUUACAGAGUGGUACUGCCCUGAGACAUACAUUACCAGGUGUACUGCCCUGAACUACUACAUUGGUGACUGCCAGAGACAUUGACAGAGUGUUACUGCCCUGAGUUACAUGACACAUGGUACUGCCCUGAACACCCAGUGCCCCAGAGGUGGUACUACACCAUGAGACAUAAACCAUUUACAGAGUGGUACGCCUGAGACAUGUACAUUCCCAGAGUGGUACUGCCCAUGGAACCAUACAACAGAGUGGUACUCCCUGAGACAUACACGAGGGUAGCCCUAGACAGUACAUUCCUAGAGUGAUACCUGUCCCUAACUCAGUCUGUCCCUAGAGGUGUACUAACACCAAGAGCAUACCUAUACAUAGAUGUAGCCCUAGAGGUCAGUUAAUUACAGCAGUGGUAUGUCCUACAAUACAUUCGUCCCUUGAAGAGUACACACCGUUGCACUACAACCAGUCUGUCCCUGGAGGUUGUAACUAACACCAAGGUAACCAUUCCUAACCUCCAGUGUCCCAUAGAGGGUUGAAUAACACUAAAGAGGUAACCACUACAAUCCAUCUUUCCCCUAGAGGUAUUAUAACACAAGGUAAAUACUACAACCCAGUCUGAUCCCUAGAGGUUUCUAGCACAAGGUGAAACACUACAACUCAGUCAUGUCCCCUAGAGGUUUACUAACCAAUGUGGUAACAACACUACUUAACUUCAAGUUGUCCCCUAGAGGUUUUACACCAAGGUAACAACUACUAUAUCCAGAUGCUCCCCUAGAGAGUGUACUAACACACAAGGUGUAACACUACAACUCCAGUCUGUCCUAGAGGUGUUACAACACCAACGUGUAACCACUACAACUCCCUAGUUGUCACUAGAGGUUUACUAACACCAAGGUAACUAUACCAACUCCCGUCUGUCUCCUAGAGGUUUACUAACACCAAGGUAACCACUACAACUCCAGUCUGUCCCCUAGAGGUUUACUAACACCAAGGUAACCACUACAACUCCAGUCUGUCCCCUAGAGGUUUACUAACACCAAGGUAACCACUACAACUCCAGUCUGUCCCCUAGAGGUUUACUAACACCAAGGUAACCCGUGCUAACCUGCCAUACAUAGAUAGACCCUAGGCUAGUGUAGAUUUAUUCCCCCCAUAUUUGCAGAUUGGUGGUGUGUCCCAAUAAUCUCUCCUCCUUCCUGAAGAGUUCACCCGUUCACUAUCCACAUAUUGAAAAGCGUUGGAUUGGAUUGUUGUAGAUGUCUACAGGGACAUUCCACCAUUUCCUUAUACCAGCCAUUCCCUUCUAAAUCCAUGAAGGGAAGUGGACAAGUGCACACUUUGGGAGAAUGGAGAGAUGAUUGAGGCGGUGCCGUAGAUUCAUCACAUUUCCCAUCUUUAGAUCCUAAGACUCCGCUAGUUUUAUUGGAUGUACUGUAUAUUAUAUAAUUACUACCCUGACGUUGUUAGCUAGCAGAUGUGAUGAACAGAACACUACUGUAUAUUAUAGAAUGACUACCCUGACGUUGUUAGCUAGCAGAUGUGGUGAACAGAACACUACUGUAUAUUAUAGAAUGACUACCCUGACGUUGUUAGCUAGCAGAUGUGGUGAACAGAACACUACUGUAUAUUAUAGAAUGACUACCCUGACGUUGUUAGCUAGCAGAUGUGAUGAACAGAACACUACUGUAUAUUAUAGAAUGACUACCCUGACGUUGUUAGCUAGCAGAUGUGGUGAACAGAACACUACUGUAUAUUAUAGAAUGACUACCCUGACGUUGUUAGCUAGCAGAUGUGAUGAACAGAACACUACUGUAUAUUAUAGAAUGACUACCCUGACGUUGUUAGCUAGCAGAUGUGGUGAACAGAACACUACUGUAUAUUAUAGAAUGACUACCCUGACGUUGUUAGCUAGCAGAUGUGGUGAACAGAACACUACUGUAUAUUAUAGAAUGACUACCCUGACGUUGUUAGCUAGCAGAUGUGGUGAACAGAACACUACUGUAUAUUAUAGAAUGACUACCCUGACGUUGUUAGCUAGCAGAUGUGGUGAACAGAACACUACUGUAUGCUCCAGGUGGUGAUGUGUUAUUUCAUUCUAUAACUCACUGUGAUACUCUUUUUGAUAUUAAGUGGAUCAUUCAGAUCCUAGUGGAGCAGGUUAAAGCUUGUCUUAUGACUAGCUCAGAGGUUCUCCAACUGAACCCACUACCUGAGGCCUACAGUACAUUCUUCAGUUUGUGUGUGUGUGUGUGUGUGUGUGUGUCUGUGUGUCUGCGUGUGUGUGUGUGUGUGUGUGUGUCUGUGUCUGUGUGUGUGUGUGUGUGUGUGUGUGUGUGUGCUUGUCAUUCUAACCACCUUUCCUCCCACCAGACGCUGGACGGCGGUCAGAACGUGAUCCAGCUGGAGACAGCGGUGGGCGCGGCCAUCAAGAGCUUCGACAACGCCCUGGGCAUCAACGUGCCGCGAUCCCGCUUCCUGCCCGUCAAGACCGUCUCCGACCUCCUAUUGGUCAUGUCCAACCUCUACAGCCUGGAGGCGGGCUCUCUCACCAUGAGCCAGAAGAGAGAGUUCCCUACCACGCCCCACGUCAAGCUGGGCAGCUCCUUUACUAAGGUAACUAACGUAACCCUAACCUAACUACUACUAUAACUACUAACUUAACCUAGCCUUAACCACGCCCCACGUCAAGCUGGGCAGCUCCUUUACUAAGGUAACUAACGUAACCCUAACCUAACUACUACUAUAACUACUAACUUAACCUAGCCUUAACCACGCCCCACGUCAAGCUGGGAAGCUCCUUUACUAAGGUAACUAACGUAACCCUAACCUAACUACUACUAUAACUACUAACUUAACCUAGCCUUAACCACGCCCCACGUCAAGCUGGGAAGCUCCUUUACUAAGGUAAGGCAGGAUUCAAUCAAAGGUGCUUUGUUGACUAGCUCAUUGCAUUUGAGCAACCUAUAUAUAUAUAUAUAUAUAUAUAUAAAUAAAAAUAUAGAGCCCGACAGUGGAGGUGUCAUAAUACCCAUAAAACCUAGCGGUCAAACAGGGAAAUGGUUCCAAUCGUUUUUCCACCAUUAAUCCCAUAGGGGAUUUUAGAAACACUUAAAAUAAGGGCUGUGUUUUGUGUAGGCUUACCCUGACAUUACUUUUGGAUAACCAUGUAAAUCUCUCUCGGACAAGGUGACUUUUAUCAAUAUAUUUGGCUCUAUUUACUCAAAUUCGAAAAUGCUAAUUAGCAUCAAAGUAGACAUCAUGCAAAACUACAAAUCCCUGCAAGCUCCUGCACGUCAUCUCUAGCUGACACCUAUUGUGUCAAUUUAAAACUUGCACAAGACAGUUCACAGAAUUGUCAAUUUAAAGAAAUGUGGCCAAUUAGUUAAUUACUACAUUUAGCAAACAUUAGAUAGUUAAUCCAGAGAUUCUUAUCUUUGCUUUGAUUCGGUUGGAUUGGAUUGUCCAGAUCAUCAUGUCAUUUGUAGUUCUUUAAGAUAGCCACAUUAGUAGCUAAUUAGCAUUUCAUUUUUGGGGGGUAAAUACAGGUGAUAAAAGUCACCCUGUCCUAGAGAGAUUUACACGGUUAUCAAAACGUCACACCAGGGUAAGCCUACACACAACACAGCCCUUAUUUUAAGUGUUUCUAACAUCCCCUAUGGGAAAAAGGAAUGGUGGAAGAACUGUUGGAACCAUUUCCCUGUUUGACCGCUAGGUUUUAUGGGUAUUAUGACUCAUACUGUGGUACUCUAUGGCCAAAUUAUCUUUAAAGGCCCCAUGCAGUCAUUUUUAUCUCAAUAUCAUAUAAUUUCUGGGUAACAAUUAAGUACCUUACUGUAAUAGUUUUAGAUUAAAAUGGUCAAAAAGAAACAAAAAUAGCAUUUUAGCUAAAAACUAUUUCUCAAGCAAGAAUUUUGCUAGGACUGUCUGGGAGUGGUCUCUGAAAAUGAAAAACUAGCUGUUAUUGGCAGAGAGGUUUGGAACUCAUUUUCUCAUUGGUCUAUUAACUUAAAUACCGCCUGGUGUAGUCACCAGGCAAACCAAAACUCCACCCAUGCAAAACCUGCUGAUUAGAAGGUCCUGUGUAGAUUAUUUUCAAUCAGCAACUAUCAGGAAAUAAUACAGAUCAUUUGUUCACACUAUUACAGUGUUAGUUUCAUCAGCUGUUGUACAAUAUAAUACAAAACGCAGAAAAAACUGAAUUUUGACUGCUCUGGGUCUUUAAGUGAUGCCAAACCAAAUAUUUAGUUACUUUUUGUUGAUUUCAGUUGAUUUGGCCAUAACAAAAAAAAUGUGGGUUGCAUUUAUCACUUCCAUUGAUUGUUUGCUAGCGAUGGCUAAUGUUGCUGUAGUUUGUAGUGGCUGUUUAAAGAAAACCGAACCAUGGAUUACAGUUUCUCCUGGCCCAUAGACUACUUUCAGGGUGAGGAACCAUCUUACAUCAAGUUGUAAAAUCCUGAACUUCCCCUUUAAUUGUUUAAUGAAUGUCUCUGAUUGGUGAAAUAGUUUUCUCACCUUGUGUGCGGUCUGAAUCAGUCCCUGAUUAGGAGGGAAGGAAGAACAGAAGUGUUUUGUUUCUUAAGGAGCAUAGUUGAAUAGCCCGUCCUGAUGAAACACAUCCUCUUGGUGUUUGUUGGUUCAGAUACAUCCUCUACAUGCUGACCUUUAUUCACAGUACAUUUGAAUGGGGCAUGCUGACCUUUAUUCACAGUACAUUUGAAUGGGGCAUGCUGACCUUUAUUCACAGUACAUUUGAAUGGACGUGACAUGCUGACCUUUAUUCACAGUACAUUUACAUUUUUUACAUUUUAGUCUUUUAGCAGACGCUCUUAUCCAGAGCGACUUACAGUUAGUGAGUGCAUACAUUUUUAAUUUUUUCCAUACUGGAAUCGAACCCACAACCCCGGCGUUGCAAAUGCCAUGCUCUACCAACUGAGCUACAUCCCUGCCGGCCAUUCCCUCCCUUACCCUGGACGACGCUGGGCCAAUUGUGCGCCGCCCCUUGGGUCUCCCGGUCGCGGCCAACUACGACAGAGCCUGGAUUCGAACCAGGAUCUCUAGUGGCACAGCUAGCAAUGCGAUGCAGUGCCUUAGACCACUGCGCCACUCGGGAGGUGGCGUAAGUACAUUUGAAUGGACGUGACAUGCUGACCUUUAUUCACAGUACAUUUGAAUGGACGUGGCAUGCUGACCUUUAUUCACAGUAUAUUUGAAUGGGGCAUGCGUAGGGAAACUAAGAUCCUUGUCCUUUUCUUCUCACUGUAUCUCCUCCUACAGUUGAACUAAAGCUAAACACACCAAACUCUGCAUACAUAUUCUGUUUGUGUUGAGGUGGUGCUCCAUUGUUGUACCACCAUACGUUCAUCCUCUAUUUAUAUAGCUCAUCCAAUGGGAGUAAACAUACCAUGAUAGAGCUCUCUCUCUCCCUCUCUCACCUCAAAGUAUUUGUUAUGGCUCUAAACUCAGCAUUACAUGUCUGUGUGUCUGUGUGUGUGUGUUAACAGGUCCAGGAAUACCAGACGCGGUUCGAGAGCAUCCCGGAUAUGCUGGAGCUUGAUCACCUGACUGUGUCCGGUGACGUCACGUUCGGAAAACAAGUUUCUCUGAAGGUGAGUUCACAGGCCCCUGAGUUGUUCCUGGCUAGGUCACAUGGUCAGGGAAACCUCUUGGCCCUAUAUUAUCUCAGAGCAAUAGCUGUGAUGGGCCAAGAUGGAAUGAAGGAACUUUACAAUAACGAUAGCUGUGAUAGCCCAAGGUGGAAUGAAGCAAGUUUAUAAUAACGAUAGCUGUGAUAGCCCAAGAUGGAAUGAAGGAACUUUACAAUAACGAUAGCUGUGAUAGCCCAAGAUGGAAUGAAGGAACUUUACAAUAACGAUAGCUGUGAUAGCCCAAGAUGGAAUGAAGGAACUUUACAAUAACGAUAGCUGUGAUAGCCCAAGAUGGAAUGAAGGAACUUUACAAUAACGAUAGCUGUGAUAGCCCAAGAUGGAAUGAAGGAACUUUACAAUAACGAUAACUGUGAUAGCCCAAGGUGGAAUUAAGGAGGUUUAUAAUAACAAUUUAUGGCUAAAUGCCUGUUGAAAUGUGUCAAAAAAAUAAAAAUAAGGGUCAAAUAAAUGAUAGUAAAAAGCAAAUAAACUAAACCUUUACGUCCCUCCUCUCUAUCUCCUUUCCUCCCUGUAGGGAACGGUAAUCAUCAUAGCCAAUCACGGAGAUCGUAUCGACAUCCCUGCUGGAACGAUACUGGAGAACAAGAUCGUAUCGGGCAACCUUCGCAUCCUGGACCACUGAAGCCUUUAACGACUAUCCCCAGCACCACCGUCAUGUGACCAAGCCAGACACAUCCACCACCGUCAUGUGACCAGACACAUACACCACCAUCAUGUGACCAAGCCAGACACAUCCACCCCAACCAUGUGACCAGACACAUCUACCACCAUCAUGUGACCAGACACAUGCACCCCAAUCAUGUGACCAAGCCAGACACAUCCACCCCAACCAUGUGACCAAGCCAGACGUGAUCCAGACAUACCCAACAGAUACUGAUGUGAAGUGAUGUCCAUGCAAUACUGUACCAGUAGUAUUUCAGCUCCCUACCCAUCAGAUGGCCUUACUUGAUGAGAAUGAUGAUAGAAGUCAUAUGGAUGUGAUAUCCUGUGUGACGUCAAUGGGAGUUCCAAUAUCCACUGUACAUGUUAGUACAGUCUUAGGCUGGGAUUCAACCCGAUCGCGGAUUUGGACAAUGCGCCAUUUAAAGGUAACUUUUGAUUGAGCCGACAUAUGCAGCGU